Culex quinquefasciatus (southern house mosquito) is the source of this 1064-nucleotide messenger RNA. Its product is annotated as cathepsin B-like. Bases 1 to 969 code for a protein of 322 amino acids. The record is from RefSeq and is a predicted model, not a curated record. Gene Ontology annotation, molecular function: cysteine-type endopeptidase activity. Gene Ontology annotation, cellular component: lysosome. The transcript has a single exon. NCBI's taxonomy places the organism in Eukaryota, Metazoa, Arthropoda, Insecta, Diptera, Culicidae.
AUGUUUCGCGUACUUCUGGCCCUAGCCAUCGCCGGCCACCUAGCGUUGGCCCAACGCGACUCACUGGUUGAGAAGAUCCGUCCGCUGGCCCUCAGCUGGACUCCAGGAGCGAACCCACUGCCACCGCAUCAAUACCUGUCCGGAACCAAGCGUGAAGAAAGCGACAAACGUGGCCUUCCGCUGGGCAUCCUGAUCGCGAAGCAGCAGAUCGAGCUGCCGGAACAGUUUGACGCCCGCGAGCGGUGGCCAGAGUGCCCCAGUUUGAGGGAGAUUAGGAACCAGGGCUGCUGCGCAGGUUGCUGGGCCAUUUCGGCGGCGGAGACAUUCAGUGACCGUUGGUGCAUUCAUUCCGGAGGAAAGUCGCAGUUCUCGUUUGGGGCGUUGGAUCUGCUGUCGUGUUGUCCCAAGUGCGGUGAGGGAUGUAGCGGGGCCGGAUAUCUGGGGAACUCCUGGCUGCACUGGGUUCGAGGCGGUGUGGCCAGCGGUGGUCCGUACAACUCCAACCGGGGUUGCCAUCCGUACCCGUUCGAUGUUUGCCAAUCGCCCGACGAACAGGACGACGCGCCCAAGUGUGACCUCAAGUGUCAAGCGUCGUACAACGUGACCAACGUGGCCGACGAUCGGCGCUUUGGACGGAUCGCCUAUCGAGUGCACCCGGAGGAGACCGCCAUCAUGGAGGAGAUCUUCGUGCAUGGUCCGGUGCAGGCUUCGAUGGACAUAUAUUACGACUUCAAGGCGUACCGGACGGGAGUGUAUCGGCACGUGUUUGGACCGCAGGACUCGGAACAUGCUAUCAAGAUCCUGGGCUGGGGCGUUGAGAACGGCGUCAAAUACUGGCUGUGCAGCAACUCGUGGGGACAGGACUGGGGUGCAGAUGGUGGCUUCUUUAAGAUCGUUCGCGGUGAGGACCACUGCGGAAUCGAGUCCAAUGUGCAUGCAGGGUUGCCUGAUUACAACAGGCGCAGCUGAGUUGAAGAUUCGGUUUAGCGAAUUCAUGUUGGUAAUUUAAAUAAUUAAAAGUGUUUCAUUCAAUAUAAAAAAAAUUAAAUAAAAAAGUAAAACAA